Messenger RNA from Clarias gariepinus (North African catfish), 2807 nucleotides. RefSeq names its product shisa family member 9a (gene shisa9a). Bases 250 to 1419 code for a protein of 389 amino acids. NCBI's taxonomy places the organism in Eukaryota, Metazoa, Chordata, Actinopteri, Siluriformes, Clariidae. Gene Ontology annotation, biological process: regulation of short-term neuronal synaptic plasticity; regulation of AMPA receptor activity. The transcript has 4 exons. Gene Ontology annotation, cellular component: AMPA glutamate receptor complex; postsynaptic membrane; postsynaptic density. The record is from RefSeq and is a predicted model, not a curated record.
CACACACACACGCAGCGUCGCGCGCUGCACUGAAACGGCUGAAAGUACAGUAAGAGCAGCUCCGAGCGAGCGAGCGAGCGCACAGACGCGCAAACCCUCUGUGGACUUUAGCAGCGCACGUCUAAGACAAUCGAAAGAAAGCAAGUCCGAGAACAAUGGUGAAAAGCACUCCGCAUGGGUACAGUUUCCUACUUGAGUUGUUGUUCUUCUGCAGCUGGUAGCCCCUGGCACUGAGAGAACGGGAGCAGGAUGAGAUGGACGGUCUGGCUGUGGGAGUACCUGUUGGUGGAGGUCACAGCGCUCGUGUGCAGGGCGGAUGGUGAAGCGGAGCGGCGGCCCGAGGGCUUCGUCGUGUUGUCGGGCUCGAACGGCUCCGAAGAGAACGGCGUGUCCGAGAAGCCGCACACGCAGGACGAGUGUCGCGGCUACUACGACGUGAUGGGUCAGUGGGACCCGGCGUUCGUCUGCCGCACGGGCACCUACCUGUACUGCUGCGGCACCUGUGGCUUCCGCUUCUGCUGCGCCUACAAGAACUCGCGUCUGGAUCAGAGCUUGUGCACCAACUACAACACGCCAGUGUGGCUGAAAGGACAAACGCCGCACAGGACGGACCCGAGGCACGAUCCGACCAAGGACAAGACCAACUUAAUCGUAUACGUCGUUUGUGGAGUAGUGGCCAUCAUGGCGCUGGUCGGAAUUUUUACCAAACUUGGAUUGGAAAAGGCGCAGAGACCUCACAGGGAAAACAUGACCCGGGCUGUAGCAAGUGUGAUGCAAGGUGCCUGUCAAGCUGAACAUGAAGAAGCCAUCGGAAGGCAUGCACAGAGCUAUGACAACAUGCAGGCGAGGGCAAACAAUAUGCAGGGAGCCCAAAUGCAGACGAUGAGCCAGGCCCAUCCCUACCCUGUCCUCAGCCAGCUGGCCCAUGUGUACGAGCAGCAGCAGCAGCAGCAACAGCAGCAGCAACAGCAGCCUGUCAAAGAGCUGAAUAAAUACGCCUCACUAAAGGCUGUCGCUUCAAAAGUGAACGGGGGAUACUACAACAAGCAGCACUGCCACAUGACGGAGUUGGGGGCCAAAGGCAGCCUGCCUCUUCACACAAUGAGGAUGGAGCACGUGGAGCCCACCGCCACAUACGUCACCGAAAUUCCCAUCCCGAAGCAGAACGAACAGAAACCCAAGCCUGCCAAGCCCCACGUGCCACAUCAUCAUAUGGCCUACAGCUCCAACACCAUAGCCAACCCAGGAAUGCUGAAGGCCUGGGAGGGAACAGAGACCGUGGGUCGACGCAAGACCUACGGCCCCAGGAAGCCCUGCAUGGUGGGUCAGAUGAACGAGCUCCACACUGCCCGCAGUCACCACUACCUACCCACACAGCCAUACUUCAUAACCAACAGUAAGACUGAAGUGACUGUGUGAAAGAACGACUUGUCUCCGAAGGGCUCACCAGUCUUUGUGAGCAAGAGAAACGGAUCAUUAUCCUGACUGUAACCUUCACUCCGCCACUUGUGGAAUGGAGGCGUAACUGCAGACGUGAGCCGGUCACACACCGUGACCGGCAACACAACCAGGCGGUCAGCAAGCAAUGACAACAGCUGAACCAGGAACAUUCCAUUGUUUUCGUGAAAUGUUCGCUAUAAUUUAUACCCAUGCCAAUGAUGAUAUGUUUGUGUUCAAUCGGUGAGAAAAUAAGCGGUUUUAAUUACAAAUCAGUGAGAAAAGAAUCAAAGUAACAAGCAAUAAAAAUCGAAUAAACCGACACAAGAAGAAUAAUUAGGAACAAACGUUUACUCCAGUAAUUAAGAGGAAAUAAGUGCAGUGCUGAAGGUUCAAGGGCUAGUGCUGCGUGUUGAACACAGGGUCGGUAUUCCUUACAGUACCAGAGCUGGUGUACAUGAUGUCUCUUUUGUGCAAUUAUUUCUCAGAUCACUCAUACACUACUGAGACUAAGGUCACGCUCAUUGGAUCUGAAAAGUAUUUAGUGGCAGAUGCCUUAUUCGAAGAUACCCUGGAAAGACCUGAACUGUUACGUAUACCAUGGACUGGUAUUUUAGGGCUGUACCUUUCAUUUCCAUACCAACAGUCUUCACUGUGUGUAGAUUAAAGAAACUCCCAGUACAUUCAUUUAGUUUGGAACAGACCCCCAGGAAUGUCAUUCGUAAAAAAAAAGUAAUGGUAUAAUCUCUUGCGCAGCCGGUUUGUGCUGUGCUUGUUGCAGAUUGCCAUGAGGUAGCAUGUCAGCUGGAGGCUGCGGAGUAAAAGCACUGUUAAAUAACAUGAUCGGUCUGCUACAGAUUGUGCCUGAUGGCUCGUUAUCUUUGAAACAAGUAUCCGGACGCCCUUCAGUAUAGUUCCAAAUGAUUUCUCUUAUGUGUUGUAUUGUAUCCACUUGGAGACAUUAAAGCUUGUUGUACAAUAUUUCUUCAUGACAAUAGAUGUUUGUGCAGCUAAAUUGCAACCACUGGUUUUUUAGCACUUUCAUUUCAGUAGUGAGUAGUUUGGGAUAAGCAUUUUCUUUCUUUUUUUUUUUUUUCACAUAGACCUUCUGGUGAAAUUGAUUUUUAAAGUAUAUAAAUAUAUAUAUACAUAUAUUUAUACUCUUGCCAGUAUAUGUAUGCAAAUGAUACAGUACAUUGUGCCAAGAAUUAGCUUGUUAAAGUUGUGUUUAAUUUAAUCUAUUUGUCUUUUUCACUCACUUGUACAUUCCAAAUGAGAAAAAAAAAAAGGUUUCUUCUGCUGCAUCACAAUAUAAGAGGAUGUGGUUGUUUUGGAAAUAAUGAUGAUCUUUCAAAAUCAAGUAACGAUAU